Molecule: messenger RNA, 3516 nt
Organism: Tetrapisispora phaffii CBS 4417
Lineage: Eukaryota; Fungi; Ascomycota; Saccharomycetes; Saccharomycetales; Saccharomycetaceae
Exons: 1
Coding region: 1-3516 (1171 amino acids)
Cellular component (GO): cell periphery; cell septum
Molecular function (GO): chitin synthase activity
Source: RefSeq, a predicted model, not a curated record
AUGAGCAACAAUAAUGAUUUCAAUGGAAACAACUAUGGAGAGUAUGAAGAUCAUGAUAUGAGCUAUAACGAUAAUCAGCAAAAUCUUUACAAUCAAAAUUCUAACGAUGCACGCAACUAUAAUAAUGGUGAAACAAGAAAUUUCACUAGAAUAAUUUCAAAUAGACCUGCUCCACCAGAGGUGUUCCUAACUAAUAAUAAUAAUAAUAAUAAUAAUAAUAAUACUAGUAAUAAUGGUAGCCCCGGUGUUGGCAGGACAGAUACUCAAGCAUAUAAUUCUUUCAUUAACGUUAGGCCAAUAGUCCAUAAUACAGAUCCAAUAAAUCAACCGCAUAAUGUAUUUGUUGAUAAUACCGAAGCUUCAAACUCAAGUAAUAAUGUCUCCAUCGCUACAGGCACACCAUUGCAUACAAAUAAUAAUUAUGCGCUUCCAAAUCGUAUACCAUCAAUAAAUAUAAUUAAAAACUCUGAAGUGAUACCUCAAAGUCCACAAACUUAUCAGAAUAUAGAAAUGGAUAAUUUUAAUGACGAACUAUAUUACCACCAAUAUAACAAUACAAAUUCUGGUGAUAAUACACAUCACUUGAAUAACACUGCUCCCACAUUUCUAAGACGAAAUAGUUCACAGGAUAAUGUAUCAAUAAUAGAUGACUAUGCACAACAAAAUGAAACAAGACCAAUUUUUAACUAUGAUCAGCAAUAUGAUUACCCACAAAGCAACAUAAACCAAUACCCUUAUGAUGCUAACAAUAAUAUGAACGGCAACAAUGGUCCUACCAAAGUUGUUUUUGAUGAUGAUCCAGAACAAUUUUAUAUCGAUCAUAACGGUAGUGAUUAUCAGAUUUGUACUUAUUUAGGUAAUGAUGGUGAAAUGGUUAACCCAUAUUCUUCGAAUGUUUCAUUUACAAAUAGCGAGCAAAAUGAAAGCUAUUUGUCACCUUAUAAAAGUCAAAAUAUCAAUGAUGGUGAUGUGGCGGAUAUUCCAAAUAGGUAUUCCCAUGUCAAUUUGGGUGAAUAUAGUUCAGCUGAAGAUAUGGAUGAUGAAAAUGUUUUGAAAAAGGAAUCAGCAUAUUUGCAUGUUAAUAGACUCGAAUCUAAUUCCUCUAAUUCAAAUUUUGGAGAUGACCACAUAAAUCCUUUAUCCAUGAAUUUUGAGGAUGCUACAUCAAGAGAUAACCUAGUCAACAAUGAUCCUGCUAGCACAAAUAAGUUAGUAAGAAGAAAUACAACGGUCAUAAAAAAAUUCAAAUUGUUAAUGGGUAACUUUAUUUUCGAUUCCCCUAUUAGCAAAUCAUUGUUGGGCAAAUACUCUAUUGCUGUAGGUGGUGACAGCAAAUUAUCAAACGAAUUUAAGUUCAUGAGGUACCAGGCCAUUACCUGUGAACCUAAUAAACUAUUCGAGAAUAAUUUCACUACAAGGCAAUUGCAGUAUGAGGUCCCUAGGCAGACAGAAUUGAUGAUUGUCAUAACCAUGUAUAACGAGAACCAUAUAUUAUUGGGCCGAACAUUAAAAGGUGUCAUGGAUAAUAUCAGGCAUAUGGUAAAGAAGAAACAUUCAAGUACCUGGGGUCAAGACGCAUGGAAAAAGAUCGUUGUUUGUGUUGUUUCAGACGGUAGAGCAAAGAUUGACCAAAAAUCUAUGGCUUUAAUGAGUACCUUAGGAUGUUACCAAGAUGGGUUUGCCAAAGAUGAAGUGAAUGGUAAGAAAGUAAAAAUGCAUUUGUAUGAACAUAGUACCAUGAUGAAUAUUAAGAGUGUAACAGAGGAUGAUUUAGAAAUUGUUUGCGAUCAAUCAACGGUCCCAAUUCAAUUACUGUUUUGUUUAAAGGAACAAAAUCAGAAGAAAAUUAACUCACAUAGAUGGGCAUUUGAAGGUUUUGCAAAAUUGAUAUCUCCAAAUAUUGUCACCCUAUUAGAUGCUGGUACUAUGCCUGGUCAUGAUUCAAUUUACGAGUUAUGGACUGAAUUCAAGAACACACAAGUUGGUGGUGCAUGUGGUGAGAUUAAGGCCGAAAUAGGUCAUUUAGGUAAAAAUUUGAUCAAUCCACUGGUUGCAUCGCAGAAUUUUGAAUACAAAAUGUCCAAUAUUUUAGAUAAAACAACUGAAUCAAAUUUUGGAUUUAUUUCGGUAUUACCUGGUGCAUUUUCAGCAUAUAGAUUGACAGCACUCGAGGGGGAGCCAUUGAUUAAAUACUUUUACGGUGAAACUAUGGAAUCUGAAGUUGACAAAUUAAAUUUUUUUUCAUCUAAUAUGUAUUUAGCUGAAGAUCGUAUUUUGUGUUUUGAAAUUGUUACAAAAAAAGAAUGUAAUUGGAUUUUAAAAUAUAGUCGAAGCUCAUAUGCUUCCACGGAUGUACCAACUCGUGUGCCUGAAUUUAUUUUGCAAAGAAGACGUUGGUUAAAUGGUUCAUUUUUUUCAAGUGUAUAUUCACUUUGCCAUUUCCAUAGAAUAUGGACUAGUGGUCAUUCAGUGAUUAGAAAAGUCAUGUUAUCAAUUGAAUUCAUGUAUUUGCUAUUUAACACAAUUAUGUCAUGGUUUUCUUUAAGUUCCUUCUUUUUAGUUUUCCGUAUUCUGACACUAUCCAUCGCUGUUACUUAUCAUUCAGCUUUUAACAUUUUAUCUGUUAUUUUUUUCUGGUUAUAUGGUAUAUGUGUUUUAUCCACAUUCAUUUUAUCAUUGGGUAAUAAACCACAGAGUACUGAAGUAUUUUAUGUCAUCACUUGCAUAUUUUUUGCUGUUCUCAUGAUUUACAUGUUAUUCUGUAGUAUUUUCUUGAGUGUUAAAGCUUUUGAAAAUAUAUUGGACGAAAGUAUUAUCACUUUUAAGGGUCUAAUAUCCACUCGAACAUUUAGAGAUGUCUUAAUUUCUUUAUUAUCCACGUAUGUCCUUUAUUUCAUCAGUUCAAUAAUAUACCUACAGCCAUGGCAUAUGUUUACAAGUUUUUUGCAGUAUUUACUGCUAAGCCCUUCAUAUAUUAAUGUUUUGAACAUUUAUGCAUUUUGCAAUGUCCAUGAUUUAUCUUGGGGAACAAAGGGUGCUGUUUCUAAACAGCUGGGCAAAAUUACAACUCAUGAAGAUGGUACAUUCAAGAUGGAGAUUUUGGUAUCAAGUCAAGAAAUUCAGUCAAAUUACAAUAGAUAUUUAGGAAUUCUUAAAGCUCCAGAGGAUCCUGAAGAAGCAAAACAAGAAGUGCCUUUCAGUGAAAAGAAAACGGGUUAUUACGCUAAUAUAAGAUCCAUGGUUAUUAUAUUCUGGGUCUUAACUAACUUUGGUGUUAUCGCGGCUGUCUUAUUAACAGGUGGUAUCGAUGAUUACUUAACUUUACACAAAAAUGUAGGCUCAACUUCAUCAAACGAUUCCCCUAUUAUAGAAAGUGCAAUUCUACCUGUCAAUGCUACGUACUACUUAACUGUUAUUCUAUGGUUAGUUGCGUUAACUGCGUUUAUCCGUUUUAUUGGAUGCUCCUGGUAUAUGAUAAUGAGAGUUAUUAAUAAAUCUUUCCAUACCCAUAAUUAA